AGACACUGUUUUUUUCACUGCACACCUUUUAAUGGCCGAGGAGGACAGAGGAAAGGGUAAGAGAAAGACUUGCCAAGAACAAGAACAAGUACAAGAACAAGAACAAGAACAAGAACCCGAGGACUGGUGUUUUGAAUGCAAGGAUGGUGGACAACUGGUUAUUUGCGACCAUGAGAAUUGUGGAAAAGUUUAUCACCCGGACUGUGUUGGCAAGGAUGAUUCUGUUUUUGGCAGUGUAGAAUCUUGGGUUUGUGGUAGGCAUUAUUGCUCUGACUGCAAUAAACCCCCAAAGUUUUAUUGCCUUGGCUGUCCAAAUGCUGUAUGCACAAAGUGCGUUGCUUCCUCAGAAUUUACUGUUGUUAGAGGGGUAAAAGGCUUAUGCAGCGACUGUUUGGAGCUGGUUGAGAUUAUUGAACAAAAUUUGGAUCAUGACUCGGAAGGGAACAAGUUAAGCUUGAAUGACAGGGAAACAUAUGAAGGUUUAUUCAAGGAAUAUUGGGAAAUUAUUAAGGUAAAAGAAGGAUUGACUGGUGAUGAUGUCUUUGAUGCACAACCCAACUACAAAAAAGGUAAAAAUUUUCUGCUUCAUAGAAAUUUUAGUGAAGGCGAAGAAGAAAAACAAGAUGACUCAAUGGCAUGGGAUAGUAAUGAAGAUUAUACAAGUAAGCAUAAGCUGACUAAAAGCAAGAGGUCCAGUUCAGAGGAGUUUGUUGGAUGGGGAUCAAAACCUCUCAUUAGCUUCCUUGCAUCCAUUGGGAAAUAUGAAAAUGAACCAUUGACGCAAUGGGGUGUAAAAUCUAUUAUAUAUGAAUACAUUAAGGAGAAAAACCUUCAUCACCCAAAAUACCAUUGGAAGUUCCUCCCUGAUGAAAAGUUGUUUCCUAUAUUUAGAAAGACAGUUAUAUCAAAAUCUCAGAUAUACCCUCUGUUGGAGUUUCACUUCGCCAAAAAAUUGUAUGAUUCAGCAGGGGAGAAAAAUGAUAAUCAAAACAAUUCUACAGAUAAGCAUCUCAAUGAUCAUACAUCAUGUAUCAAAAGGAGAUUGUCAAGCUUAAUAGGAAAACCUCUAUUGAAAAAAGGAGAUUUAUUUAUCAAACCUAGUUGUUUUGCAUCCAUUAAUCCCAAUAAUAUAAACCUUAUCUACCUAAAACAAAGUUUGGUGCUAAAAUUAUCAAAACAGCUUGAAAAUUUUAUGGAUAAGGUUGUUGGAACCUUCGUCAGAGCCAAAGUGGAUUCCAAUGAUUAUAGGGAAAGGAAGUCUCACCAUCUCCUGAGAGUUAUAGGUGUUGUAUUUGAUGAAAUGUCUAAUGGAAUUCUCUUGCAAGUUUCCUUCAUGCCUAAAGCCAUUCCCAUUUCUGAGGUAUCUGAUGAAGACUUCACAGAGCAAGAAUGUGAGGAUUUGCGACAAAAAGUGAAAGCCCACUUGCUCAAGAAAAUAACUGUCGUGGAACUUCAAGAAAAGGCUAAAAGUCUUCACGAGGAUAUAAUAAAGCAUAGAAUUGCAACACGCUUGGUCUAUUUGCAAAAUCAAAUUGACCGUGCAAAUCUCAAGGGACGACAAAGGGAAAAAAUUGCAUUACUAGAAGAAAGGGAACAACUUGUACAACCAUGGAAACAAGAGCAACUACUAAGGCAUGAGCCAUCAGUUUCUCCCGAGCUUAUUGAGGCAAAAUAUGAGGAUUCUGAAGAAGAAAAACUGGAAACGUAGACAGGACCAAUGAUUUCUCUUCCUGCUGUAGUCAGUUUUCAGUUGAACUCAAUCAUAUUUCAACUAACAACAGGUGAUGAUGAAGCUGUGCUAUGUGGUGGUUUAGGUUGGAGUUUUUAACUUGGAAACGUUAAUUCCUUAUUGUUGUUCGAAGUACUAUCAGGUUCUGUACCAAAAAAGCUCCAUGAUGGGGUUCUUAAAUAAUUUUGGCAGACAGAAAUCAUGAAUGUACAUAUUUUAACCCCAUUUUUUUUAUCUUCCACCAAAUUCUACUUCUAGGAAGUUUCCCACACCU
Molecule: messenger RNA, 2003 nt
Organism: Gastrolobium bilobum
Lineage: Eukaryota; Viridiplantae; Streptophyta; Magnoliopsida; Fabales; Fabaceae
Product: zinc finger CCCH domain-containing protein 19
Exons: 9
Coding region: 32-1708 (558 amino acids)
Molecular function (GO): DNA binding
Source: RefSeq, a predicted model, not a curated record